Sungouiella intermedia is the source of this 1605-nucleotide messenger RNA. The record is from the annotation of a GenBank genome assembly. NCBI's taxonomy places the organism in Eukaryota, Fungi, Ascomycota, Pichiomycetes, Serinales, Metschnikowiaceae.
AUGAAUUUGUUGGCUUCUUUGUCUUGUAAGGACGAGGUUCACCUUGUUGUGGGAGGAAACUGCAACAUUGCAGCACUCCGAGUCACUUCAAUUUUAGCUUGCGGAGCUCAUCCUGUGCUUAUCCAAGAUACAGCUGUUGAAAAUUUCCCAGUCAGUCUUCAGGAAAGCAUUGACACGGGAAAAGUCAAGUGGAUCUCGCAGAAUUUCACUUCGGAACAUCUUACAACCCUCGGAAGAUCUGAGGUGGACAAUAUCGUGGAUAAGGUAUUUGUCACCUUGCAGAGAAAAGAAGAGCAUGUCAAACGUGAAAUAUCGAAAGAAUGCAGGCGUCUCCGAAUCCCUGUCAACGUAUCAGACUCUCCUGACUUGUGUACAUUUACCCUUCUUUCCACGUACUCAAGUGGAGACUUCCAGAUGGGUGUUACCACCUCUGGAAAAGGAUGUAAAUUGGCAUCUAGGAUCAAGAGAGAAUUGGUAAGCACAUUGCCCAACAACAUCGACGAGAUCUGUAACAGAGUCGGAGAACUCAGGCAUGAGAUUCAGCAGCACGAUAUGGAAGUCGGUGCACACGACGACGAUGCCGUCACCACGCUGAAGCUCAACUCUCUCGUAGAGGAAUUCAGCAUGACUCAGGAGCAGAAAGCCUCUCAAAGAGCACGGUUCUUGUCGCAGAUUGUUGAGUACUACCCAUUGAAGAAGUUGGCGGAAAUUUCUGUGGACGACCUUGCAGCUGAGUACAAGGAGAAAAAGAUAGAGGACAUCAAGGAAACCAACGGAGACAACGUAUUCAAGCCCUCCAAAAAGGGUUCUAUCUCGUUAGUGGGUUCAGGCCCCGGUUCGGUGGCCAUGUUAACACUUGGAGCCCUUCAGGAGAUCCAUUCGGCUGAUUUGAUUUUGGCAGACAAACUCGUUCCUCAGCAGGUGUUGGAUCUAAUUCCCACCAAGAGAACAAAGCUUUUCAUUGCCAGAAAGUUCCCAGGAAACGCAGAGCGGGCUCAGCAGGAGCUUCUCGAGCUCGGAUUGGCCAGUUUGGAGAAGGGAGAGAAGGUUGUACGUCUCAAGCAGGGCGACCCAUACAUUUUCGGACGUGGUGGAGAAGAGUUUUUAUUUUUCUCCAAGCAUGGCUUCACUCCCUCUGUCUUGCCAGGAAUCACUUCGGCAUUGGCAGCUCCUGUCUACUCGAACAUUCCUGCUACUCACAGAGACGUUGCAGACCAGGUGCUCAUCUGUACUGGAACUGGACGUCGUGGUGCACUUCCGAACCUUCCAGAGUUUGUUGCUUCGCGGACUACUGUAUUUUUGAUGGCACUUCAUCGCAUUGUGGAGUUGAUACCUCAUUUAAUCGAGGAAAAAAAUUGGGCUCAUGACUUGCCAGUGGCGAUUGUUGAAAGAGCUUCGUGUCCCGAUCAGAGAGUGAUACGAACCACUUUGGCUAAGGCUGCUGCGGCGGUUGAAGCAUUGGGUUCCAGACCCCCAGGUCUCUUCAUUGCAGGAUACGCAUGUAGGGUAUUGACAGGAGAGAUGGAGGGAGAUUGGGUUGUUGAGGAGGGCCACCAGGGCGAUGAGAUAGGAGGCAUUUUGCAAAAACUUGCAAAUGGAGCAUAA